This is a messenger RNA of Pedinophyceae sp. YPF-701, 1098 nucleotides long. NCBI's taxonomy places the organism in Eukaryota, Viridiplantae, Chlorophyta, Pedinophyceae. The record is from the annotation of a GenBank genome assembly.
AUGGCGAGGAAGCGAGGGACCGCGGAGGAGGAACGGGAGGAUGACGGAAUGGAUGAGCGGCUGAAGCGAAGGUGGGCGGCGGGGAUGGGGUCCGAUCCCGACAGCGACUCGGAGUACGAUUCGGAGGACGACGACGCGGGAGACGAGCGGGGGCACGGAGGCGCUGCUCGUGCACGCGCCACGCAAAGCGACGAAGGCGCCGGCUCCAGCGACGACGACGAGGCGCGACAGGGCCUUGAGCGCGACAGCGAGAGCGGCGAGAGCAGCUCUGAGGACGAAGGGGAGGCCGGCCUCGAGUCCAGCGACGACGAGGAGCCAGGCGACGGCCUCGCGGACGUCCCUCUCGAGGAGCGCGCGCACCUGGGCGCAGACGGCACGGACGGCACGCGCGGGCACAUGCACCCUUCGCGGCUCCGUGCGGCCGCCGCCGCGGCCGACGCGCUGCCCGGGGACGCCCGGGGCCUCAGGAAGCGGGGCGGCGCGGAGGGGCGGGCGGGCGGCGGCGGCGCGGAGGAGAGACCGCCGCCGAAAAAGCGCGUGAAACGCGCGAACAAGAACCGGCCCGUGGAGGUGUCUAGCGCGCGGCCGGUGAGCCGUUUCCGCGACGUGCUGGCGGAUGCGGACGUCGGGGUUCCGAAGCGCGAGGUCCGGGACCCUCGCUUCGACCCGAUGGCGGGGGAGUAUAACGAGGCAGCCUUUGCCAAGAGGUAUAAGUUUUUGUACGACGAGCGGCUCCCGGAGGAGCGCGCGGCGCUCGCGGCGGCGGCGAAGAGGGCGAAGAGCGCGGCGAAGCGGGCCGAGCUGCAGCGCGCGCUGUCGCGCGUCGAGCAGCAGCUCGCAAAGGAGUCGGCGCGGCGGCGGUCGGAGAGGGUGGAGAGGGAGGCGCGGGCGAAGGAGAAGGCGGCGAUCGCGGGCGGGAAGCGGCCGUUCUACUUGAAGAAGUCGGUGAAGCGGGAGCUGGAGCUGCUAGAUAGGUACAAGGAGUUGAAGAAGAAAGGGGAAAACAAGAUUGACAAGUUCCUGGAGAAGAAGAGGAAGAGGAACGCGGCGAAGGACCACCGGUACCUGCCGUCGGCGCGCCGGACCGCGGCGGAGUGA